Messenger RNA from Phacochoerus africanus (Common warthog), 1590 nucleotides. RefSeq names its product translation initiation factor IF-2-like. The transcript has 3 exons. Lineage: Eukaryota; Metazoa; Chordata; Mammalia; Artiodactyla; Suidae. The record is from RefSeq and is a predicted model, not a curated record. The coding region runs from base 1 to 1110 and encodes 369 amino acids.
AUGAAGUUCUGCCCAGAACCUCUGGCAGGGCGCACUAGCACCCGCCGCCUGAAGGAGGAGGCCUGGGGCCUGACGGGAGCUGCCCGGGAGCCCCCGACACGCAAGCGGCCUGGAGGGGGGCGCACCCGGGGUAGCCCGCGCCGGCCGCCCCGCCGCGCCCCUCUGCCCGCCGGCCGGACGGGGAGGGCUGCCCGCUCCGCCGAGGGGGCGCGGGGAGGGGGGCGCGCUCCGGCUUGGGCCCGGCCGCGCGCGCGCCGCCGCUCGGGCUCCUUUGUUCUGGGGCCUCCGCCGCUCAGCUCCGUCGGCUCCGCAGCCCCCGCCCCGCCCCGCCGCCUCCGCCCGGCUAGGCUACACUGUGACCCGCAGCACCCCCGCCCUGUCCCCCGCAACAAAGCACCGACUGCACCGACCUGCCCGCCGCCUCCGGGGCGGAGCGCACAAAGGGGCAAAGUUUCCCGGCCCGCACCGCCGCCACCACCGUCGCGGCCGCCGCCGCCGCCUGGGGCGCCCGCCUCCUGGAGCGCCUGGCCCGGCCGAGCUCGGCGCACGGAGCCCCCCGCCCGGGCCGAGGAGGGGACGGCGCAGGAGGAAGGAAGAGGCAGCGGCGGCCGCGGCGGCAGCAGCAGCAGCAAUGAAGGCGUCCGCGGGACUCCCCGCCCCCCGCGCGCCGCGGCACGUGCUCGCCCGGGGACUCCCCCGCCCGGGAGGGCGCGCACGUGCGGCCCCGCCGAGCCCCGCCGGCCCCGCCGCCGCCCCCUCCGCCGGGUUCGGGGCUACGCGAGGGGGGAGUUCCGCGGAGGGGGAGGGGACGGCGCGGGCGGCCCUCGAGCGGGUGGGGGCAGGGCCCGGCCCGAUCGCCGCGCCUUUGCACCUGCAGUACCUCCCCUCCUCCGCGGUCAGUCUCCCGGGACUCGGCCGCCCUCCUCGGGCUGGCCGCCCCCGCCCUCCACCGCUUCUGCAGCCCUGGCGGGCGCGGCGGGCAGCGCGGGGUGGGGCACACGGACCUCCCAGCCUAGGCCCUCGGCGGAGCGGGCCUCGGUGUCCCCACUUCCUGCCACUCCCUGUGGACCGAGCAGUGUGGGACGGCCCCGUUGCCCCCAGGAGCCCUGAGCUCCGGCCCCGACUGACUCCCCUCUCCUGGCCGCCGCUCGCCCAUUCCAAGGCAGGACAAUGAGGGACAUCGUGCGUCUGCGUACCGAGUCAGCCUGGCGGGCAAGGAGGGGAUACCCGCGAGCAGAGGCCGCGGGCCAGCCGGGAGGCACCCUUGCGGGGGUCACGGCCGAGCGCCCUACCCAGGCGGACCCAGGGGCCCUGCCAUCGCGAGCCUCCCCCGCGCCGCGCUCGGCUCUUUCGCGUCGAAAACAAAGACUAAUCCGAUACCCCCGCCCUGCCUCCCAGAGGAGGGGGAACAGGCGCGUCGCGGAGGGUAACUGAGGAGGACGCGUACAGGAGGGGCUCGGACAUACUACGAGUGGGCCGUGGCGCAACCGAGCCCUGUAACCCGGCACAGACACUUUGAAAAGUCACCCUGGGCUCUUUUCCAGGCAGGAGGCAAGGGGCAAGACCUAAGAAUAUUUCCAAGUUGCCAAA